Messenger RNA from Strongylus vulgaris, 278 nucleotides. The record is from the annotation of a GenBank genome assembly. Lineage: Eukaryota; Metazoa; Nematoda; Chromadorea; Rhabditida; Strongylidae.
AUGCAAUCCACCGACUUCUUGAAUGCUCCCAAUGAAUGGCCUGCAAUGCUGGCAAGGUCCAUCAGUAAACAGUCUCUCAAAUCCAAUCACGAUGAAGUUGCCGCAGUUAACAAUGCCCAGGAAGACGAAGUUUUUGCGGCUGCUCCAAAAACAGAACAUGGGCUUGAACAGCAGGAAGUGCCACUGGUUCAGCUUAAUAAGCGCACUCGCACUGGAUCGAAUUCGGUUCGUUUUUUUUGCGCUGUUAUCUCGCCUUCGAAAUAUCUUGUAAAUUAACU